This is a messenger RNA of Orbicella faveolata, 1794 nucleotides long. RefSeq lists its product as uncharacterized. The record is from RefSeq and is a predicted model, not a curated record. Gene Ontology annotation, cellular component: chromosome; cytoplasm. Gene Ontology annotation, biological process: double-strand break repair via homologous recombination. Gene Ontology annotation, molecular function: nucleic acid binding; ATP binding; 3'-5' DNA helicase activity. NCBI's taxonomy places the organism in Eukaryota, Metazoa, Cnidaria, Anthozoa, Scleractinia, Merulinidae.
CCUCCGCAGAGGCUCUGACAGGUUUUAGGUGGGGAGAGUCCGCUGUACGUAGUGAGUGCAGGCGUAAUAAAAUGGCGAGAGCGGCCGCGAGAGCCUCUGCCAGAUGUCACGCCCAAUAUGGCCGCCAUCUGGGGGAGGUAACUUUUCAUCAGUAUUCCUCACCGGGGUAUGCCGCACAUGUUUGUCGGUCAGCAAAAUGGCGGCCAGAUUGGAAUGUCCUGUUCUGCGGUUACGCGAUGUUCAAGUACAAAAAACGUAUUUGGAUGCGUGGAAAGCUGGAAAACUUUGUUGUCCUCAUAAAGACUGUUUGUCUGAAAGUAUUUUGCUAUGUAGCGAUGGCUUAAAGCAUCACUUCAGAAUUCGACAUUCGCGAGACCCGCCAUGUGGCGAUCAAGAAAUUAAAGAAGGAAAGAAUAUCUUAAGGAAACGUUUGGCAGAUGAAACUCUGAACAACUUAUUGAUUCUGUCUCAAAAGAGAAGAGAACAAAAUUCAGCUCAUUAUGAAUCAUUCACCAUUGAAUUCAAUGAUGAAUGUUUUGCCUUAGUGGCAACACACGAGAAAGAGGCAGCAAAGCUGUUUGGCCUUUACCUUUGGCAUAAAGGAGUAUUGAACUGGCUGGAGGCUGGAAAUAAACCUGUAACAGUUGCCGUGAAGAACAAGUGGUUGGAGUCAACAUUUGCCUUGUGGCGAAAUAAGGAAAAAAUCUAUGCAGAAGCCACGUUUCAUAAAAAGUUUCAGGCAAGUCCACUACCUACUCCUGCACCUGAAACCCAGCCAGUUCAUGCUGGAAUUAUGCAAGGGGUUCCAGAUGCCGUGUCUAAAGAAGAUGAACCUCUCCAUGUCAUGAAGACAGUUUUCGGAUAUGAUUCCUUCCGUGAGGGACAACAACAGGCCAUCCAAGCCAUAGUUGAGGGCAAAGACUGUGUAAUAUUGAUGCCCACUGGGGGAGGCAAAAGCUUAAUUUUUACUAUUGCUUCCAUAAUUAAGCAAGGUCUAACUGUCAUUAUUGAACCUCUAAAAUUUUUAAUGGAAGAGCAGGUUGCUGCUCUGAGGGAAAAAGGUGUGUCUGCCUUUUACUUUAACUCUUCACUCACAGACACAGAGAUGGAUUUUGUAGUUCACAGUCUUACUCGGUUUAGGUCCCAAUAUGUUAUGCUUUUUACUAGUCCAGAAUGUAUUUUUAAUGUAAGACUUCAAAAUGUCUUAUCUAACUGGAAAGGCAAUAGCCGGCUGGCCUUCAUUGCCAUUGAUGAAGCUCAUUGCAUCGAUUCCUGGGGAGUUGGCUUCAGACCAGAUUUCACAAGACUAGGAGAACUAAAAAAGUUUGGAACUGCAAUGGCAGCUUUUACUGGAACAGCAACACCCCAUACUUUGCAGGUAGUUAUUGACAGCUUAAAACUCCAGCAGUGUACUGUAAUCAAGACAUCUUUUAUGAGAGAGAACCUGUUUAUUGAAGUGCAAGAGAAGAAAGACAAUGCAAAGAAACAAGUGGCCACAAUACUACAGGAGAAAUUUCAGAAUAGUUGUGGAAUUGUUUACUGUGCAAGGCGUCAGGAUGCAAUGGACAUGGCUCAAGAGCUAAAGAAACACAACAUAAGUGUCACAUAUGUCCAUGGCACCCUAAGUGAUACUGACAGAAAGAAACAUGAAGAACUGUGGAGCAAUGGCAAUGCCAAAGUUAUGUGUGCAACAAAGUGCUUUGGAAUGGGAAUCAAUAAAGAAGAUGUAUGAUUUGUCGUUCACCUAACAUUCCCAGAAUGCCUUGAAGACUAUUACCAGGAAAUUGGAAGGGC